AUGUUUCACCUUUGUCUCCGCCUCCCCAGGGGCCACCAGCUGGGCCCGGGUCUCGCUGAGUCACAAGGUCCUCCAUUCACAGAAAGAACCACGGGCAUCACCUGCUGCUUUUCUGGGAGCGGGGACUGUGUCAUUUUGCUGUUGCUCCGGCUGCCGGGCUUUAGCUGCUCUUUUCCGCUGCCCUCAGCCUCAUCGUAUCUCAGUUUCUCCCGAAGCCGAAUUCAGAGGUUCGGCUACGGUCAGCCCCAUCUAGCCCUGGUCAGCCCGAGGUACCUCCAGCACCCCGCCUGCAGGAGGCUCAGCUCAGCGGCUCCCGUCCGGUCCGCCCCGUCGGCGGGGCGCGUGAGCCCCGAUGGCCGGGAACACCCGCUCUCGCCCUGCCAGCUCCAGUUCCGCGUCUUGCUGCUGGGGGACGCGGACGUGGGCAAGUCUUCUCUGCUGCGACGCUACGUGGAGGGAGACUCCUGGGCUGAACCGCCCCCCAGCUCCACGGUGGGCGUCGAGUUCUAUUGCCGUAUUCUGGAGCUGGCCUCGGGUUCGAGGGUCAAGCUGCAGUUCUGGGACACGGCCGGUGACGAACGCUUCAGGAGCAUAACUCGGUCCUUCUACCGGAAUAUGGUAGGUGUCCUGCUGGUCUUUGAUGUGACCAACAGGAAAUCCUUCGACCACAUAAAAGACUGGUACCAGGAGGUGGCUUCCAUGCAGGGACUGGACAAGGUUGUCUUCCUGUUGGUUGGCCACAAGAGUGACCUGCAGCAGGCUCGUCAGGUGUCAACCCAGGAAGGAGAAACUUUAGCUUCAGUUCUGGGUAUGUCUUUCCUGGAGACCUCGGCCAAAACCAACAGCAAUGUGACUCUGGCCUUCGAGACUCUUGCCUGUGGAAUCCAGCAGGCCCUCCAGAAUGGGGAGAUCAAAGUGGAUGGAGCCUGGAGGGGAGUCAGGAUUAUUCAACCAGCCCAGCCCCCCCUAAACCAGCUCAGAAAAAAACCAACUGGUCAGUGUCAGUGUUGA
This is a messenger RNA of Antechinus flavipes (yellow-footed antechinus), 1011 nucleotides long. It is a transcript of the gene RAB42, whose product is annotated as RAB42, member RAS oncogene family. Bases 1 to 1011 code for a protein of 336 amino acids. The record is from RefSeq and is a predicted model, not a curated record. Gene Ontology annotation, molecular function: GTPase activity; GTP binding. Lineage: Eukaryota; Metazoa; Chordata; Mammalia; Dasyuromorphia; Dasyuridae. The transcript has 4 exons.